Lynx canadensis (Canada lynx) is the source of this 1997-nucleotide messenger RNA. RefSeq names its product potassium inwardly rectifying channel subfamily J member 3 (gene KCNJ3). Gene Ontology annotation, molecular function: G-protein activated inward rectifier potassium channel activity. Gene Ontology annotation, cellular component: plasma membrane. The transcript is spliced from 3 exons. Lineage: Eukaryota; Metazoa; Chordata; Mammalia; Carnivora; Felidae. Gene Ontology annotation, biological process: potassium ion import across plasma membrane; regulation of monoatomic ion transmembrane transport. Bases 69 to 1574 code for a protein of 501 amino acids. The record is from RefSeq and is a predicted model, not a curated record.
UGCUGGUUUGCAGCGCUCGGCCCCUGCGCCUUCGCUUCGCGUUUGAAUCUGGCUCGCCCCUCCGUAUUAUGUCUGCACUCCGAAGGAAAUUUGGGGACGAUUACCAGGUAGUGACCACCUCGUCCAGCGGGUCGGGCUUGCAGCCCCAGGGGCCGGGCCAGGGCCCGCAGCAGCAGCUUGUGCCCAAGAAGAAGCGGCAGCGGUUCGUGGACAAGAACGGCCGGUGCAAUGUGCAGCACGGCAACCUGGGCAGCGAGACGAGCCGCUACCUCUCGGACCUCUUCACCACCCUGGUGGACCUCAAGUGGCGCUGGAACCUCUUCAUCUUCAUCCUCACCUACACCGUGGCCUGGCUCUUCAUGGCGUCCAUGUGGUGGGUGAUCGCCUACACUCGGGGCGACCUGAACAAAGCCCACGUCGGCAACUACACGCCCUGCGUGGCCAAUGUCUACAACUUCCCCUCCGCCUUCCUCUUCUUCAUCGAGACCGAGGCUACCAUCGGCUAUGGCUACCGCUACAUCACCGACAAGUGCCCCGAGGGCAUCAUCCUCUUCCUCUUCCAGUCCAUUCUGGGCUCCAUCGUGGACGCCUUCCUCAUCGGCUGCAUGUUCAUCAAGAUGUCCCAGCCCAAGAAGCGCGCGGAGACCCUGAUGUUUAGCGAGCACGCGGUGAUCUCCAUGAGGGACGGAAAACUCACGCUCAUGUUCCGGGUGGGCAACCUGCGCAACAGCCACAUGGUCUCCGCGCAGAUCCGCUGUAAGCUGCUCAAAUCUCGGCAGACACCUGAGGGUGAGUUCCUUCCCCUUGACCAACUUGAACUGGAUGUAGGUUUUAGUACAGGGGCAGAUCAACUUUUUCUUGUUUCCCCCCUCACAAUUUGCCACGUGAUCGAUGCCAAAAGCCCCUUUUAUGACCUAUCCCAGCGAAGCAUGCAAAGUGAACAGUUCGAGAUUGUCGUCAUCCUAGAAGGCAUUGUGGAAACAACUGGGAUGACUUGUCAAGCUCGAACAUCUUACACUGAAGAUGAAGUUCUUUGGGGCCAUCGUUUUUUUCCCGUGAUUUCCUUAGAAGAAGGGUUCUUUAAAGUUGAUUACUCCCAGUUUCACGCAACAUUUGAAGUCCCCACGCCACCUUAUAGCGUGAAAGAACAGGAGGAAAUGCUGCUUAUGUCGUCCCCUUUGAUAGCACCAGCCAUUACUAACAGCAAAGAAAGACACAAUUCUGUGGAAUGCUUAGAUGGACUCGACGACAUGACUACAAAGCUUCCGUCUAAGCUGCAGAAAAUUACUGGAAGAGAAGACUUUCCCAAAAAACUCUUGAGGAUGAGUUCUACAACUUCAGAAAAAGCCUACAGCUUGGGAGAUUUGCCCAUGAAACUUCAACGAAUAAGUUCAGUUCCUGGCAACUCAGAAGAAAAACUGGUAUCUAAAACCACCAAGAUGUUGUCUGAUCCCAUGAGCCAGUCAGUGGCUGAUUUGCCACCAAAGCUUCAAAAAAUGGCGGGAGGAGCAGCCAGGAUGGAAGGGAAUCUCCCAGCCAAAUUAAGAAAAAUGAACUCUGAUCGAUUCACAUAACAAAACACCCCCGUAGGCAUUAUUUAUUGUUUGAUUUAGUAAUAGUCCAAUAUUUGGCUGAUGAGGUAAUCCUCGAAGGAAUCUGAAAGGUACAUUUUUCCCCAGUCAUAUAUGCAUAUUUGAGAACCCUUUCUUCCCAAGUAUUGCCACUGUGCAGAAAGCAAAAGUUGUGUAAAGGGAGGACACCGUAAGAAAGUUCUUAUUAACGGGCAUGUAUUAUCACAUCAAGCAUGCAAUAAUGUGCAAAUUUUGCAUUUAGUUUUAUGGCAUGAUUUAUAUAUGGUAUAUUUAUAUUGUAUAUUCUGGAAAAAUAUAUAUAUAUAUAUUUAAAGAGGUGGUACUCUUCACGACAUUUCUAACAUAUGUAUUAAACCAAACAUGAGUGGAUAGCUUUCAGGGCGAUAAAACUAUAUAUAUGUGUGU